Colletotrichum tamarilloi is the source of this 789-nucleotide messenger RNA. RefSeq lists its product as uncharacterized. The record is from RefSeq and is a predicted model, not a curated record. The coding region runs from base 1 to 789 and encodes 262 amino acids. The transcript has a single exon. Lineage: Eukaryota; Fungi; Ascomycota; Sordariomycetes; Glomerellales; Glomerellaceae.
AUGGCUCCCUCUCGCCCCACCAAAGUCCUCAGCGUCGGGCUCCCUCGCACGGGGUCCUACUCCAUGAUGCUCGCCCUCACCGAGCUGGGUUACAAGGACGUCUACCACGGCCUCAAUGCCAUCGACAGCCCCGAUGACUGGCGCUUUUUCGGCCGUGCCUCCGACGCCCUAUUCCCGACAUUGCCCUCAUACACCGGCAAGGGCAUGACCACCGCCGACUGGGACCACAUCUUUGGACCCUGCGAAGGAAUCACCGAUAUCGCGGCCCCCUUCACCCCAUCGCUCAUCGAUGCCUAUCCUGAAGCGAAGGUCGUUCUCGUCAUCCGGGACUACGAAAAGUGGCGCGUAUCGAUGAAGGAGGUCAUCUCUGGCAUCUUUGGGCCCCUGACGUGUUUCAUCCGUGACUACGUCGAGCCCAUGAUGGGCGCAGACAGCGCGGGGAAUAUCCAGAAGAUGAUGCUGGGUUGGGUGGGAGCAAGCGACGUUCCCGACCUGGAAUUGAAGCUCGGCGAGGUCUAUGAGCGCCACCACAAGUACAUCAUGUCGACGGUCCCCAAGGAGAGGUUGCUUGUGUACAAGCUCGGGGAGGGCUGGGGUCCCUUGUGCGAGUUCCUCGACCUGCCAGUGCCGGACAUGCCGUUUCCGCAUGGGAACGAAGCUGCAGCGCUCAGAAGCAAGAUCUUUGACAAGCAAAAAAGAACAAUUCUGGAAGCCGGUGCUCGUUUUGCGCCGUGGCUUGUCGGCGCUGCUGCUGUUGCCGGAGGGCUGUGGUAUACCCUGUCAAUGUAG